CACAGCAGCAAGUGCUACUAAUGUUGGGUUUAAUGUGUCAAGCAGCCCUUCAGUGAUCUAUUCCUAAUUUUAAACCAUGCAAUGCUAACCAGACAAAUUCCUUUAUCGCCGAAAUCUAAAGACUCGCGUCUUCUUAAACCUGUACGGAGAUAGGACAUCCUCCACUAGAUUAACAACUCCACCGUCGUUUUAAGAGCAAAACAGUUUUUCUGAGAGCAAUGCAUAUUUAUAGCUGAUAUCAGAGAUCACUGGGAUAACAGCUGAAUCAGAUCAGUCCCAUCUCUGUUGUUCCUUUGCGAUAGCUAAAUAUCAUGAGGCGGUUAAUGAUUGACACGACUUGUACAGACCACUGGGUGUUGUCCUUUUCUUCCAUGGAAAUUCAGAUAACGGUUUCCUGGUUAGAGACAGGAUACAGGUCUUUAUCUGAGCAGUAUAUAGUGCACAUUUCAACAAAUUAUUGCGCACCUGAAGAGGAAUAAAAAUGGGGAAAUCAGUCACAGUGCUUCACUGGCUUGUCCUCACUCUGGGACUAGUUGCGGCUCAAGCAGAGAAAGCUGAGCAAGCUCUGCCAAACUGGCUCACGGGAAUCAUCGCCGUUGCUGUUUUCCUUUUUCUUGUCUUCAUCGUCUUCCUUGUGAACAAAGCCUGGUGUGAAACCCCAAGCGAACCAGAAGCAGUGCCCACCGAAUACGCCAUGACUAAUGGAUCAACAUGUGAAACCAGUCUGGACGCAGUCAGGAGCAGUGAAGACCCUAAAGCAUAUGAGAACGCGAUAGUUCACCAAACAGAUGAAAAAGUGACCAAGAUGUAAUCUCAAGGAAACGUCCACAAUCAGCCGAGUCAGCACCCCAUGUUAACCUUACUUUUUGUUGUAAAUAAGUUAUCAUUUUAAUAGCUGACACAGCUCAUCUUGUACCAAAGGUUAGCAGUGAUUUUUGCAGGUUUUAGUAAUCGACUACAUUAACUGUAGUUAAUUCUAAAGAACAUUUGUUGAACAUGUUACUGUAAUAUCAGACAUUCAGUAUCUCUCUGAUCUUUGUGGUGCAAACCUCUUUAAAUAAUAUUCAUAAAUAAUAUCCUCUACCAUUGAAAAGUCUUGGAUCCUAGGAUUUUUAAUGUUUUUGAGACUUUUAUGCUCACAUAGGCUGCAUUUAUCUGAUCAAAAAUAAUGAAAACAAUAAUAUUGUGAAAUAUUAUUAUAACUUAAAAUAACUGUUUUCUAUCUGAAUAUAUAUUUUAAAUGUAUUCCCCCCCCCACCCUUUGAUUUAAAGCUAAAUUUUCAGCAGCCAUUACUCACUAUCUUCACUGUCACAUGAUCUUUCUGAUUUGUAGACCAAGAAACAUUUAUUUUUAAUGUUGAAAACAGCUGUGCCGCUUAAUUUUUUAUUUUAUUUGGAAAUAUUUCUGAUGAAUAAAGUUCCAAAGAACAGCAUUUAUUUAAAAUAUGAAUCCUUUGUAACAUCAUGUCUUAAACUUUCGAUUAAAUGUAAUGCAUCCUUGCUGAACAAAAUUAUUUUCUUUAAAAAAAUAUCUUACGGUCACUAAUCAUUUAAAUGGUAGUGCAUGUAGAAAUAGGUGUUGUGAAUGUUUCUUGUGCAUUAAAACAUUAAAAUAAAGCUUAAAAUAAAAUCAUAAAAAGUCAAAAGACGCUUAAAAUGAAAAUAACUUUAUUUUGACACUUUAGAUAAAUUCUACUUGUCCAAAAUAAAGUCAAAGACCAUAAUGACCACUUGUUUGUUUUGCAAAUGUUAAUAAAUCAGCUUUAUUUCA
Molecule: messenger RNA, 1771 nt
Organism: Cyprinus carpio (common carp)
Lineage: Eukaryota; Metazoa; Chordata; Actinopteri; Cypriniformes; Cyprinidae
Product: PDZK1-interacting protein 1
Source: RefSeq, a predicted model, not a curated record